AUUCAAUUGUAUACUCUAUCCGAGUUAAAACAGACCCCAGAGGAACUUGGUUCUAAGCUGCUCAGCAGCCACGGUAUUACAAACUGUGGAAAUCUACACAAUUACUGGCCCCGUGUAGACGUCUACUCCCCACUGGGAAGUAUAGAAGAGUGCAUGGAGCACCACCGCGCUGAAAAGCUAACAGAAAACAUGCCCUGGAGGAAAUGCACAGGGAGGCAACAGCUACAGCCGAUAACGAGGAAGACGCCGAGGAAACCGUGCGGAAGUUACGUGGGAAACAGUCCCUGCCGCAUAUUGUGCCGACGUGGGCAUGCACAGAGAGGUUCUGGACGCAGUAUUCUUACGGACAUGAUUGGCGAUAUCGCAGUUUUGUCCUUGCUGUACCCCAGGACUGUCGAUGCUGGGAUGAUGUCGAGGGAAGGGGACUGUGGUAGUGUGCUUUGAUCAGGACGUCAGCCCCGUGAUGGAGACUGUGGGAUUGUGUGCGGGAGGACGACUGGCAAACCGACAAUAAAGCGGGAUGGGUAGAGGUUGAGAGGAUUAAGUAUGGAC
Aspergillus novofumigatus IBT 16806 is the source of this 552-nucleotide messenger RNA. RefSeq lists its product as uncharacterized. The record is from RefSeq and is a predicted model, not a curated record. Lineage: Eukaryota; Fungi; Ascomycota; Eurotiomycetes; Eurotiales; Aspergillaceae. The annotation marks the transcript as partial. The transcript has a single exon.